CUCACAUAGUCAUAGAGAAUAAAAAAAUAAAAAUGACUUCGCUUACAUCUAAGUACGAUGUCUUUCUAAGUUUUAGAGGAGACGACACUCGCCGCACCUUCAGCAGCUUUCUCUACAAGGAAUUGGUUCGAAGGAACAUACGAACUUUCAAAGACGACAAAGAGCUGGAGAUUGGUCAGAGGAUUUCCCCGGAGCUUGAUCGCGCCAUCGGGGAGUCGAGAUUCGCCGUCGUUGUGGUCUCUAAGAACUACACUGCGUCUUCUUGGUGCCUAGAAGAGCUCAGGAAGAUCAUGUAUUUCGAGAACCAGGGUUCGAUGACGGUGAUACCCAUCUUCUACGACGUGAAUCCGAUGGAUGUGAGGUUUCAGAUUAAGAAAGUCGCUGAACAUUUUGAGAAGCACGAGGCUAGAGAAGAUCAUGAGAAAGUGCUUUCAUGGAGGCGAGCAUUGUGGGAUUUGUCGUAUAUCUCCAGCCCUUGUUCAUGGAAAUGUGAAGAUGAUUUAAAGAUAGUCAACGCAGUUGCUGAAGAUAUAUCAAAUAAGCUGAUGAUUGUGACAAGUAGAACAAUAAGCAAUGGGAGGAACAUAGUGGAGAUUGAUAAACACAUGAAGGAUCUUAACCGUUUAAUGGAUUUGAACUCCAAAAAAGGAUUGAGAAUGGUUGGGAUUUGGGCAAGAGGAUGCAAUGCUAGAUCGGCUCUAGCUAAAUAUGUUUAUCAGACAACUUGUCAACACUUUGAAAGCCAUUGUUUCUUGGGAAACGUGAGAAAGAUUUCUCAGGGUCGCCAUAUACACGUGGAGUUUCAGAAAUGUAUGCAAGGAAAAUACUGGACGAGUUAUCAAAGUCUCAAGACACAAAGGGUUCUGCUCGUGGCAGACGACGUUGAUUCGCUUGAACAGUUACAUGCUCUUAAAGCACAUUUUAGAGACUUUGGUCCGGGGAGUGUUGUUAUCAUCACUACACAAGACAAGCAGCUGUUGAUUUCUUAUGGUAUAAAGCUUGUCCACGAAAUAGAGUUUUUGAGAUUCCACCGAUUGCAUAGUCGAUUCUUCCGAACAUUAGCCUUUAAAAAGAGAGACAUAAAUGCCACGAAAUGUUUUCGUUCGCUCUUUCUUUUCCUUUUAAUAGCUGGAAUGUUUUGGUUGUAUAUGGGGAUGUUUUUUUCAUCAUCUAGACGCAGUAUCUAGAUGCAUUUAUCAACUUUUGUUCAUUUUUCUCA
This is a messenger RNA of Capsella rubella, 1219 nucleotides long. Its product is annotated as TMV resistance protein N. Gene Ontology annotation, biological process: defense response; signal transduction. The transcript is spliced from 2 exons. Lineage: Eukaryota; Viridiplantae; Streptophyta; Magnoliopsida; Brassicales; Brassicaceae. The coding region runs from base 33 to 1187 and encodes 384 amino acids. The record is from RefSeq and is a predicted model, not a curated record.